This is a messenger RNA of Magallana angulata, 1568 nucleotides long. RefSeq names its product archaemetzincin-2-like. Gene Ontology annotation, molecular function: metallopeptidase activity. Gene Ontology annotation, biological process: proteolysis. The record is from RefSeq and is a predicted model, not a curated record. The transcript has 4 exons. Bases 90 to 1085 code for a protein of 331 amino acids. Lineage: Eukaryota; Metazoa; Mollusca; Bivalvia; Ostreida; Ostreidae.
AAAGGAAAAAAACCAAGGUGUUCCGCACGACGUUACCCCGGGUUUGGAUUAUGAUUGAAUGAACAGAAUAUUAUAUUGAAUAAACAAAAAUGGCACAGUCGUCGACCGCCAGUGUUGAUGCUAAAUUACUGCAAAUAAUAGGAAUUGAAGUUUUGUCCGAAAAAAAGAAAGAUAUUAGUACUGCAUGCAAUGGUACCAUUAAAUGCAAAACUGCACAUGAAAAAAUUCCAAAUGAGAAAAAUGCCAGAUUCAUGUAUCCUGAUCCAGUUUCAUUCACACAGAAAAAGAAAUCCAAAUCAGGAGAAUGGCUUGCAGAGCACAAAGAAAGAGGUCAAAAUUUCAAACGAUAUUCCACUGGCAUGACUAUAAACAGACCAACCUAUAGCAAGAAGUUCAUUUACCUUACCCCCUUGAUAUUUGAUGAGGAACCGGUGCCAAAGAGCAUCCUUGAAUCACUGUCAAUAUAUGCUGCCAUCUUUUUUGAUGUGCCAAUCAAAAUUGGCAAGAAAAAGAAUAUGCUUAAAGUUGUACCUAACAGAAUUAAUGAAGAUUCAAAGACUUUCCAAGUUGAUGCCUCUGCAGUGUUAGAUAAAAUGGAGGUUCCAUCAGAUGCAUUUUGUGUGGCAGGAAUAACAAUGUGUGAUUUGUACCCAAAACCUUCGUGGAACUUUGUCUUUGGUCAUGCACAAUUGGCCAAUAGCUGCGGAGUGUACUCAUUAGCUAGAUAUCUAUCCAAUUUUGGGUCCUCACAAAACACUGUAUAUAAGCCAGAAGAAGAAAAGGACGGAGAGCCAACCAUUAUAAGGAGGGCCUGUAAAGUCAUGUGUCAUGAAAUCGGCCACAUGUAUGGACUGAGCCACUGUAUCUACUUUGAAUGCCUGAUGAAUGGUUCCAACCAUUUACAAGAAGCUGACAAAAGACCAUCAUUUCUGUGUCCACUUUGUUUGAACAAGCUGUACUUUAUCAUGAGAUUUGACAUUGAGAAGAGAUACAGGAAAAUGAUGGAUUUCUGGAGCUCCCAUGGUCUUCAAGCAGAGGUGGAAUGGCUCCAGACACGUUUAGAUAUUGUGUUAGGAUCUGAAUGAUUAAAUUUUUUUUUAUAAAAACAUUAGCAACAGAGACUUAUUUUAGGUCAUCUGAGUCACUCAUGUGACCUAUUGCAAUUGGUCUUCGUCAGUCUUCAUCCAUGGUGUGUCAUUCGUUAACAAUUUUACUUUUUUAACUUUUUCUUGAAAACUACAAGGACAAUUGUUACCAUUUUUGGUGUGAAGCAUUGCGAUUUUUACAAGUAAACAAACUGCACCAUUAAUUGCAGUUUUUUUUACUGUUGGAGGCACUGUAGCUCCCAAGUCGUCCACCCGAUUUUUUUCAGACCUGCAGUUAGGUUGAGACUUCAAAAUGAAGCUUAAAAUGAAAACAUGAGACUCAGACCAGCUUUGGUACUCAGGUGACCGUCAAGGCCUGUGAGCCUCUUGUUACCUAUUGCACUGUAUGUUAGUGAGGAAAUGUAUGUUCUUUUAAGAAUGUAGAAUAAUUGUUAAUCUUAUUUAAUACUAGUACAAGUAAUA